AUGGCAUGGCGCUGGGCCGUUGCCCUGGCACUUCUCAGUCGGGUCGCGCUGGGGAUCCAGGUGAUCGUUGCAGGGCUGGGGCGCACGGGGACCAUGAGCAUGUUGACGGCUCUCCAAACACUGGGUUACAAGCCCUACCACCUGAAGAACGUCAUGCUGAACGCCUCCCACGCCUCAGCCUGGCGUCAAGUGGCGGAGGGUCAGCUGGACCAGGUGGAGAUCAUUCGGAUGAUCCACCAGGAGGGCUUCGAUGCGACCAUGGACAACCCCAUGUGCGAGCUCUUUGAGUUGCAGAUGCAGCUCUUCCCCGAAGCGAAAGUGAUCCUAACGAGCCACCCCCGUGGAGCAGCUGGCUGGGCCAAGAGUUUCCUUCAGCUCAUGAAGGUGGUGCAACUGCAAACGGCGAAUUUUUCGAUGACCUAUCCAAACAUCCUGCAGUUCGUGCCGGUGCUGCGAGAUUUGACCGCCAUGCGCUGCUUGAUGGGCCGGGCAACAAUGGGACUGCGGCCCUGUGAAUUGAUUUAUGAAAGCAUCGACAAACAACGUGUAUCACCAGGCUGGCUGGAGGAACAGUACGAAAAACACAAUGCUUAUGUGCGGGCCAAAGUGCCUAAGGAAAAGCUUCUGGAGUUCAGCGUGCAGGACGGCUGGGUGCCCCUUUGCGACUUCCUAGGUGUUGUGGAGUUUGUGAAGGAGGCAAAGGUCACCCAGCCAGCGCACCUUGGAUGCGAAAGGGUAAGUGCCCUGAGGCAACGAGAAGGUUUUUUGCCUGCUGCUGCCAACGUCUAUGGGGAGGUGUUCAGUGCCAAGGCGUACUUCGACCCCCCGCGACGCCCGCCCCUCUUGCAGCGGGCCCUCUUCCCCAGCGACGCCGCCGAUGGAGCAGCCUCGGAUAGCGAUGAUGAGCGGAUGUCAACCAUGGCUCAGGACUUUCUGAAGGCGGUGGAGCGACAAGACCUCCACUGUUUCGAGGGCCUGAGUCGUAGCGGGCGGGACCACCUGCAGAGGAUCAUCUCAGUGACAGAUGGGGAUGGAAACACGGCCCUUCACCGCUGUGUGACGGCGCUAUGCGGUGGACGCGGGGCGUCCCAGGGCCGGGGAGCCCGACCUUGCCAUGGUGAGACGGUGAGUCGACAUCAUGGUGUCCUGGCGAAGGUGCAAGUCUUGACAGAGGUUUGGGUCGAGUUGAAGACUGCCUGGACUUUACCGGAAGGUCAAGAGGCCAAAUGGAUUGGAGAGAAAACUGCAGAUGGCCGUACCUACUACUGGAGUCGCAAGAGUAAAGAGACGGUGUGGGUCUUGCCCGCCUUGGAGCCUGAGAAAAAGGAGCCAGAAGCAAGCCCUGCACCCAAGGGAGCCUUGGCAUCCCUGCUGAGGGGCGAGAAGCCCAAGGAGUCUUCGGAGCGAGAGGAAGAAGAGAAGGAAACUUCUCCAGAAGAGCUCAAAAAGUGGCUGGGCAGUGCAGCCAUUUGGGGGCCCAUUUUCUGGAGGCAGCAGCAAGCGCUCCAAGAGGCCUUGCUCAACUCUCUGCCCGGUGAUGAACAGCCGAAGUCGGGGGGCAAAGACGGGUUUACGGAAACCGGAAGGCACGAACGCCAAACCUCCCCGGAGCCGAGCCUUAACUCCGAUGCGGCGGCAGCAAAGGAACCAGAGAAGGAUGGCCAGGCAGAAAGGGCCGCCGCGGCCACUACGGCCGCAACGGCCGCCGCGGCGACGGCCAACGCCAACUUCGGUGCAGGCGCGGGUGCAACAGGGUGA
This is a messenger RNA of Cladocopium goreaui, 1758 nucleotides long. The record is from the annotation of a GenBank genome assembly. Lineage: Eukaryota; Dinophyceae; Suessiales; Symbiodiniaceae.